Molecule: messenger RNA, 3312 nt
Organism: Chroicocephalus ridibundus (black-headed gull)
Lineage: Eukaryota; Metazoa; Chordata; Aves; Charadriiformes; Laridae
Gene: OSBPL7
Product: oxysterol binding protein like 7
Exons: 23
Coding region: 403-2988 (861 amino acids)
Cellular component (GO): intracellular membrane-bounded organelle; cytosol; membrane
Molecular function (GO): cholesterol binding
Source: RefSeq, a predicted model, not a curated record
CCGCGCCUCGGCGGGGGCUGCAGGCGGAGGGGGCGGCUGGGGACCCCCGGGGGGCGCCGGUCCGGCCCCGCUGCCGGGAGGGGGAGUCAGUCCUGCAGCACCCAGGGGGUGCUCCCCUCGCUGCCAAGCUGGGCAGGGCUGGGGGGGGGGUCAGGGCUGCGGUGGGAGCCCCCCGGUCCCUUCCCCUCGGAGCAGGGGUGCGCGGUGCCGCAGUUAUCGGUGCCGGGGCUUGACCAUCCUGCCGGCGACAUCACCGUCCCCAUCCCUACAGCGGCGUCCGGGACACCCGGGUCCCCCGGCAGUGGCUCCCACCGCCCGGGCUGUGACGGCCGAGCUCGGACCCCCAGCCCCGCAGCGCAGACAGGAGGGGGGGCUUGGCCCAGCCCCCUCUGCUCGCCAGCCAUGGGCAGCCACGAGAAGGACCCGUCCUCUCCGAAAAGGGCCCUGUCGCGUUCCAACAGCACCGUGUCUUCCAAGCACAGCAGCAUUCAGCAGGGCUCGGAGAGCUGGGAGGUGGUGGAGGAGCCGCGCGCACGGGGCAGCCCGGGCCAGCAGCCGCAGCGGCACGAGGGCUACCUGCUCAAGAAGAGGAAAUGGCCCCUGAAGGGCUGGCACAAGAGGUACUUUGUGCUGGAAAACGGCAUCCUGAAAUAUGCCACCACGCGCCAGGACGUCCUCAAGGGCAAACUGCACGGAGCCAUCGACAUCCGUCAGUCCGUCAUGUCCAUCAACAAGAAGGCGCAGCGGGUCGACCUGGACACGGAGGAGAACAUUUACCACCUCAAGAUCAAGUCCCCGGAGCUCUUUGCCAGCUGGGUGAGCAGCCUCUGCUCCCAUCACCAGGGCGAGGGGCCCAAGCCCGGCCCCCGGGGGUGUCCCGUGGGGCGGACCCCCACCAACGCGCAGGGCCCGUGGACGCGGAUCCUGCCCUCGGGCAGUGCCCCUGCCCUCUCCACCCUCGCCAGCUCCCGCGACAAGGUGAACGCCUGGCUGAAGGACAGUGAGGGGCUGGAGCGCUGCUCGGCCGAGCUGUCGGAGUGCCAGGCGAAGCUGCAGGAGCUGACGGGCAUGUUGCAGAGCCUGGAGGCCCUGCACCGCAUCCCCUCAGCCCCCCUCAUCUCCGGCAGCCAGCCCUCGGCUACCGCGGAGAGGCCCAAGAAAGGCAGGAGGAGCACCAAGAUCUGGUGCACCCAGAGCUUCGCCAAGGAUGACACCAUCGGCCGGGUGGGCCGCCUGCACGGCUCCGUCCCCAACCUCUCACGCUACCUGGAGCCGUCCCAGAGCCAGCUGCCCUUCAGCCUCCCCCCCGAGUACAGCCAGCUGCAGCGGAGCUUCUGGGUCCUGGCCCAGAAAGUGCAUGGCUCGCUCAGCAGCGUGGUGGCCGCGCUGAUGGCCGAGAGGGCCCGUCUGGAGGAGAUGCGGCAAGCGCUGGAUCGCCGGCGCUCGGCCCCGCGCCCGGGGCGGGUCGGCAACACCGGGGCCGCCUUGCGCCGCUUCCACUCCCUCUCCGUCUCCUCCGACACCACCCUGGAUUCCUUCGCCUCGCUGCAUCCUGACGAGCCGGACGCGUUGCCGGCCAAGGGCCGGGAGCAGCAGCUCUCCAACCGCAGCAUCGUCUCGCUGGCCGACUCGCACACCGAGUUCUUCGACGCUUGCGAGGUCUUCCUCUCCGCCAGCUCCUCGGAGAAUGAGCCCUCGGACGACGAGUCGUGCAUCAGCGAGGCCACCACCAGCGCCUGCGAGGACACGGCCGAGCCGGGGGGGCCGGGCCGCCCCCCGACAGGAGCGGAGGGUCCGGGGCUGCCCGUGGAACCGGCGCCGCUGGAGCUGCCGGGGCCGGACCCGCGGCGGCGGAGCUGCCUGCCCGCCCCCCCGGCGCCCCCGGGGGACGUGAGCCUGUGGGGGCUGCUGCGGAGCAGCGUGGGCAAGGACCUGUCGCGGGUGGCGCUGCCCGUGCACCUCAACGAGCCGCUCAACACGCUGCAGCGGCUCUGCGAGGAGCUGGAGUACAGCGCGCUGCUGGACCGCGCCAGCCGCGCCCGCGACCCCCGCCAGCGACUGGUCUACGUGGCCGCCUUCGCCGUGUCCGCCUACGCCUCCACCUACUACCGGGCGGGCAGCAAACCCUUCAACCCGGUGCUGGGCGAGACCUACGAGUGCGUGCGGCCCGACCGCGGCUUCCGCUUCAUCAGCGAGCAGGUGUGCCACCACCCACCCAUCUCCGCCUGCCACGCCGAGUCUGACAACUUCAUCUUCUGGCAAGACAUGAGGUGGAAGAACAAAUUUUGGGGCAAGUCCCUGGAGAUCGUCCCCGUGGGCACAGUCAACGUCCAGCUGCCCAGGACCGGGGACCACUUCGAGUGGAACAAGGUGACGACCUGCAUCCACAACGUCCUCAGCGGCCCCCGCUGGAUCGAGCACUACGGGGAGGUGCUGAUCCGCAACACCCGCGACGCCUCCUACCACUGCAAGAUCACCUUCUGCAAGGCGCGGUACUGGGGCGCGGGGGCCAACGAGGUGCAGGGGGCCGUGCUGAGCCGCAGCGGGACGGUGGUGGAGCGUCUGGCCGGCAAGUGGCACGAGGGGCUGCACCGUGGGCCCCCCCCGGGCCAGUGCAUCUGGAGAGCCAACCCCAUGCCCCGCGACCACGAGAGGAAUUACGGCUUCACCCAGUUCGCCCUGGAGCUGAACGAGCUCACGCCCGAGCUGCGGCGCGUCCUGCCCUCCACCGACACCCGCCUGCGCCCCGACCAGCGGUACCUGGAGGAAGGCAACGUGCCGGCGGCCGAGACGCAGAAGCGGCAGAUCGAGCAGCUGCAGCGCGACCGGCGCCGGGUCAUGGAGGAGAACAACAUCACCCACCAGGCUCGCUUCUUCAGGCGGCUGACGGACGCCAACGGCAAGGAGUCGUGGGUGACCAACAACACCUACUGGAAGCUGCGCCUGGACCCCGGCUUCGCCCACCUGGACAGUGCCGUUCUCUGGUAGCGACUCCCCCCCGUGGGGUGCUGAGGCCCCCCCCCAGCUCAUCACAGCAGUGGUGGAUGGCAGUGGGGCUGGUCCCCCCAGCCCUGGCGGUGCAAUGCCCCCCCCUCAGCCGUUUUGCCGGUGUUUAAGGAAAACUGUGAUACAAAAGCGGGGGGCACAGGCAGUGCCUCCCCCCCACCCCCCCCGACCUGGGGCAGAGCCCUGGGGGCACAGGACGCCUGGGUUCCUGGCUCACUAUGGGGAGGCACCGGGGGUCCCGGGGUGCCCGCGGGCGGGCAGACCCCCCCAGCCCCCCAAGCUGUGCGCGGGGGCUGCUCUAAUAAA